AUGCCGCGCUCGCCGGGCUCCAGCGAGGACGAGGAGGGGCGGGGCUCGGAGUACCCGGAGGGGGACUCGGAUUCGGGGAGCUCCCGCGAGGGGGCGGGGCUAGGGGGGGUGGGUAACCCCGGGCCCCUCCCCCCCCGCUCCCGGGGGGGGCCCCGCCCCCCUCCGGCCCCCCCCGACGACGCCCACUUCAGCCGCAUGGUUUUCCGCAUCGGCAUCCCCGACCUGCACCAAACGAAGUGCCUUCGCUUCGACCCCGGCGCCGUGGUGUGGGCGGCCAAGCAGCAGCUCCUGUGCGCGCUGACCGAGGGGCUCCACGACGGCCUCAACUACGGCCUCUUCCAACCGGCGGCCGCGGGGCGCGACGCCAAGUUCCUGGAUGAGGAGAGGCCCCUGCGGGACUACCCCCAGAGCUUCGAGCAGGGAGUGCCCUACCUGGAGUUCCGGUACAAGACCCGCGUGUACAAGCAAACCAACCUGGACGAGAAGCAGCUCGCCAAGCUCCACACCAAGACGGGGCUCCGGAAGUUUCUGGACUACGUGCAGCACGGCUCAGCUGAGAAGGUCGCGCGCCUGCUGGACCGGGGCCUGGACCCCAACUACCACGACUCCGACUCGGGGGAGACGCCGCUGACGCUGGCGGCGCAGCGCGAGGGGCCGCAGGAGGUGGAGAUCAUCCGGUUGCUGUGCCUGGGGGGGGCGCACCUCGACUUCCGCGCCCGCGAUGGGGCCACGGCCCUGCACCGGGCGGCACGGACCCGGCGGUACCCGGCGCUGCUGGCGCUGCUGGACCUGGGGGGCUCCCCCAACUACAAGGACCGCCGGGGGCUGACCCCCCUGUACCACACGGCCAUGGUGGGGGGCGACCCACGGUGCUGCGAGCUGCUCCUGGCCCACCGGGCCCACAUCGGCACCGCCGACGAGAACGGCUGGCAGGAGAUCCACCAGGCCUGCCAGCACGGGCACUCGCAGCACUUGGAGCAUUUGCUGUUCUAUGGGGCAGAGGCGGCGGCUCAGAACGCAUCCGGGAACACAGCGCUGCACAUCUGUGCCCUCUACAACAAGGAGAGCUGCGCCCGCAUCCUCCUGUACCGCGGGGCCAACAAGGAGGUGAAGAACAACAGCGGGCAGACCCCGUUCCAGGUCGCCGUCAUCGCCGGGAACUUUGAGCUGGGGGAGUUGAUCAAGAACCAUCGGGACAGCGACGUGG
This is a messenger RNA of Pezoporus flaviventris, 1207 nucleotides long. RefSeq names its product SH3 and multiple ankyrin repeat domains protein 1-like. The record is from RefSeq and is a predicted model, not a curated record. The transcript is spliced from 9 exons. Lineage: Eukaryota; Metazoa; Chordata; Aves; Psittaciformes; Psittacidae. Gene Ontology annotation, molecular function: ionotropic glutamate receptor binding; synaptic receptor adaptor activity. The annotation marks the transcript as partial. Gene Ontology annotation, cellular component: postsynaptic membrane; postsynaptic density; dendritic spine.